CAGUAAUUUUACUCCUAUGGCGUAAAAGUGGCACGCGUUGUUCAACAUGAGAUACGGGUUUUCGCGGGAUAUUCAUUGACGUUGCAAUGUAUACUUUAUUGCACGGUUUAUACAAAUAUCUUGUUCAAAAGGAUGAAUACUAUAUACUGAUUCUGGGGCUUGACAAUGCGGGGAAGACUACCUAUCUGGAGGCGGCAAAAACGAAAUUUACCAAGAAGUACAAAGGAAUGAACCCGAACAAGAUUACCACGACUGUAGGAUUAAAUAUUGGCAAAAUUGACAUUGCUGGAGUGCGUUUGAACUUCUGGGAUCUCGGGGGACAAGAAGAACUUCAGUCCUUGUGGGACAAAUACUAUGCCGAAUCACAUGCAGUUAUAUACAUUGUGGAUUCUUCGGAUCGUGACAGAAUACCUGAUUCCAAAGAGACAUUUGAUCGAGUGAUAUCCUCUGAGCACCUAAUAGGUGUACCUUUACUAGUUUUGGCAAAUAAACAGGAUGUUCCAGAUUGUAUGGGAGUCAGAGAAGUUAAACCUAUAUUUAAUCAAAAUGCCCAUUUGAUUGGAAGAAGAGACUGCAUGGUGAUGCCUGUAUCCGCUCUAAACGGAGAUGGCGUGGACGAAGGAAUCCAUUGGCUAGUGGAUUGCAUCAAAAGAAACAGUGAUGUACGGCCGCCACGUAGCCAAGAUGACAGCUGCUUAACUUAAUAUUUACAUUCCCAUGACCCGAUCACCUUAACGAUAACAUACAAUAUUAUGUAUAUUUCUAUAAUAGCUAUUUAUACGAAUA
This is a messenger RNA of Orussus abietinus, 786 nucleotides long. RefSeq names its product ADP-ribosylation factor-related protein 1 (gene Arfrp1). Gene Ontology annotation, molecular function: GTPase activity; GTP binding. The record is from RefSeq and is a predicted model, not a curated record. NCBI's taxonomy places the organism in Eukaryota, Metazoa, Arthropoda, Insecta, Hymenoptera, Orussidae. The transcript has 5 exons. Gene Ontology annotation, cellular component: Golgi apparatus. Bases 87 to 704 code for a protein of 205 amino acids. Gene Ontology annotation, biological process: intracellular protein transport; Golgi to plasma membrane protein transport; protein localization to organelle.